Amaranthus tricolor (Joseph's coat) is the source of this 666-nucleotide messenger RNA. RefSeq lists its product as uncharacterized. Lineage: Eukaryota; Viridiplantae; Streptophyta; Magnoliopsida; Caryophyllales; Amaranthaceae. The record is from RefSeq and is a predicted model, not a curated record. Bases 1 to 666 code for a protein of 221 amino acids. The transcript has 3 exons.
AUGCAUAUUGGUGAUAUACGGUUGUCUAAAAAUAUCUUACUUAAGGAUGUCUUAUUUGUUCCAGAGAUAAAAUUCAAUCUCAUCUCUGUGAACACAUUGAUUUCUGAUAAUAAGAAACCCACUGAAUUACACUUCCAAGCUCUCCAACAUACUCUUACUUAUGUGGCGCAUAUUGCUGGCCAAGGUAUCCUACUUAAUGGUUCUAAUCAAUUACAUCUUCAGGCUUUUUCAGAAUCUGAUUGGACCGCCUGUUUAGACUCACGACACUCCGUUAUUGCGUAUAUUCUUGUUCUUGGUAAUUCCCCCAUUAGCUGGAAGUCCAAGAAGCAGACUACCGUUUCCAACUUUUCCUCUGAGGAAGAAUCAGAGCUUCCUACUAAAGAACAACUUGCUGACUUGCUCACCAAAUCCCUACCUUCUACUCAGUUGCUUCCCUUAUUGUCCAAGCUUGGUGUGAUUAAUAUCACCUCAAGCUUGAGGGGGAUGUUAUCACUCCUACUCCUCACCAUACCACCUGUACAUGCAUUACACCCAAUUACUCCCUUCAUAAGAAACUCACAACAGAUGUCUGCUGCUCUCACCAACAUUCUGUUACUCGGUUAUCAGCUUCUCAUAUGCCACCUUAGGUCAUUUCUUGUAUCAUUAAUCAGUAGUAUAUAUAGCUGA